Messenger RNA from Hirundo rustica (Barn swallow), 1055 nucleotides. Its product is annotated as sulfotransferase 1B1-like. Lineage: Eukaryota; Metazoa; Chordata; Aves; Passeriformes; Hirundinidae. Bases 82 to 972 code for a protein of 296 amino acids. The record is from RefSeq and is a predicted model, not a curated record. The transcript is spliced from 8 exons. Gene Ontology annotation, cellular component: cytoplasm. Gene Ontology annotation, biological process: sulfation. Gene Ontology annotation, molecular function: sulfotransferase activity.
AGUCUCCUUGUCCUCUGCUGUCACCCUCCUGGUGUCACCGUCCCGGCGUCACUCUCCCGGCGCAGAGCAGCAGGUCUUAGGAUGGCCAGUCCGGACCCCUACCUGUGCCAGCCCUGGCUCACAGUGCACGGCAUCCCCAUGGUCAAUGCCUUCGCCCACAACUGGGAACGGGUUGACACCUUCCAGAGCCGCCCUGAGGACAUUGUGAUGGUUGCCUACCCCAAAUCUGGCACCACCUGGGUCAGUGAGAUUGUGGACAUGAUCCUGCAAGGCGGAGAUCCUGAGAAGUGUAAGCGCGACAUUAUCAGCAGGAGAGUGCCCAUGCUGGAGUUCUCUGCCCCCGGGAAGUUGGCAGCAGGAACAGAACUGCUGGCCACCAUGCCCUCACCCCGUGUGGUGAAGACUCACCUACCGGUACAUAUCCUGCCUAAAUCCUUCUGGGAAAACCGCUGCAAGAUGAUCUAUGUGGGGCGCAACGCCAAGGACGUGGCUGUCUCCUACUACCACUUUGACUUGAUGAACAAGCUGCUGCCGCACCCCGGGACGUGGGCCCAGUACCUGGAGGAGUUCAUGGCUGGCAGAGUGGCGUAUGGUUCCUGGUACAACCAUGUCAAGGGCUACUGGGAGCGCAGGAAGGAUCACCCCAUUCUCUACCUCUUCUAUGAGGACUUGAAGGAGGACCUCCGCCGGGAGAUUGCCAAGGUGGCCCAGUUCCUGGGGCAGACGCUGUCGGAGGCGGCGCUGGACACCAUCACCCGACACACGUCCUUCGAGACCAUGCGGGACAACCCUGCCACCAACUACAGCAAGGUACCCUCUGACCUCAUGGACCACAGCGUGUCCCCAUUCAUGCGCAAAGGCACCACUGGAGACUGGAAGAACUACUUCACUGUGGCCCAGAACGAGCGCUUUGACCAGGACUACGCACAGAAGAUGUCAGGCACCGACCUGUGCUUCCGCACUGAGAUCUGAGGAGACACUGCUGGACACUCCCCCAAACCCACCCUGUGCUGUGAUGGCACUGCUGCCGUUCCUUCCUCUCCCCUGGGACAGCU